Tuber aestivum (summer truffle) is the source of this 736-nucleotide messenger RNA. The record is from the annotation of a GenBank genome assembly. Lineage: Eukaryota; Fungi; Ascomycota; Pezizomycetes; Pezizales; Tuberaceae.
AUCCUCCAUCCUUCACCAGCUUCCUCUCAAACAAAGCACUCAUUCUCACUAGCAACGACAGCGUCCCAAAAUGAAGCUCUCCAUCACAUGCCUCGCUCUCCCUCUCCUGUCUAUCGUCGCUGCCGUCGCGGUCUUGGACAAGCGCGACCCGCUCCCUGGAAAAUUCACCCUCGAGGCUAGUGAUCAGGGUCUACCAGGUGUAAUCUGGACCGAAGUCCACUGGCUUACCGGCUCCGCCUACAUCGGAAACAGCAAGUUCAAUUUCGGUAGCGAAAAGCUAGAAUUUACGAGCGGUGGUGAAGGGCUAUCUUUCACCUCCUUCCACUCGAGCCCCACGGGGUGGACCGACUUUUGGAUCUUUCCGAGCGAGAGUCGGGCCGUGGGGUUUACCACCCCGCACAGCGGAUGGGUGCCACCCGGAGCAUCAACCAAGGGGUUUGAGGAUGUCGGAGGACAAUUGGCGUAUCAGGGGAGGAUGGAAUGGCAGGCCUGUGAUCAGGGUGAUGGGGUUUACCAGAUUUACUGGGAUGGUGCGUCAUCGGCUGGAUGCGUCCCUGUUGGGUUGUAUAUCAAGCCGAGUGCUUGUUAGAACUGAGGACCUGGACGCUGUUUUCAUUUUGACUAGGAUGGUAAUUGGGGCUAUGAUGGGCAGUUGGCGACCAUUGCGGCGAAUAAUUGUUGUUUAGCGAGAUUAGCUACGGGUUUGCGGAAAAAAUAGGAAUGUGAUUGCGCAGAA